Mizuhopecten yessoensis (Yesso scallop) is the source of this 4629-nucleotide messenger RNA. Its product is annotated as MORC family CW-type zinc finger protein 3-like. Gene Ontology annotation, molecular function: ATP hydrolysis activity; zinc ion binding. The transcript is spliced from 22 exons. NCBI's taxonomy places the organism in Eukaryota, Metazoa, Mollusca, Bivalvia, Pectinida, Pectinidae. Gene Ontology annotation, cellular component: nucleus. The record is from RefSeq and is a predicted model, not a curated record. Bases 16 to 2871 code for a protein of 951 amino acids.
UUGUAAAGAAAAUCAAUGUAUGUGUUUCAGAUCCAUCCUAGAUACCUGAGCACUAAUGCAACUAUCCACACCUGGGCCUUUAGUGCGAUUGCUGAACUAAUAGACAACGCAUAUGACCCUGAUGUGAAAGCUAAGGAACUUCGGAUUAGCAAACGACAAAUUCAAGGCAAAGUUUGUCUCACGUUCGUGGACAAUGGAAAUGGCAUGACUCCAGAGACUCUUCACAAUAUGAUGAGCUUUGGAUUUAAUGAUAAGGAAAAGUUUGCCACCCCACGUCAUCAGGCUAUUGGACGAUAUGGCAACGGUUUCAAGUCUGGCGCAAUGCGCCUGGGUAAAGACGCCAUAGUGUUUACCCGUCAAGUGACCACCAUGAGUGUGGGUCUCCUGUCACAAACCUAUCUCAACAACAUCAAUGCAGAGACUGUACGUGUGCCCAUUGUCACAUGGAACCUAUCUGACAAAACGAAACGUCUCGAUCCAAGUGUGACCGCCAGUCUGGAUGCUAUCCUGAAACAUUCUUCAAUAUUUAAAACUGAAGCGGACUUAUUGAUAGAGCUGGCUGAUAUUGAAAGGACUGGUGGGACAACAAUUAUCAUAUACAAUCUUAAUUGCAGGUCAGGUGAAAUGUUGGAGUUGGAUUUUCAAAGUGACCCGUCAGAUAUCAGAGAUCCCGAUACACACCUGAAAGACACCAAUGCAGAAGAAACCGCCACCAUCACUAACCAUCAGAAACGUCGUUAUAUGGUGUCACUCAGGGAAUAUUGCAAAAUAUUGUACCUAAAGCCAAAAAUGAAGAUAUGGAUACAAGGAAAGAAGGUGAGGACGCUGCUUAUCCGAAAGUCUCUCAGAAGGAGUCAAGAAGACACCUACAAACCUUCGUGGGCUCCAAAUAAAAUUCCAAUUACAUUUGGAUUUGCGUCGACGCGUUUUGACGAUUAUGGAGUGAUGCUGUACCACUACAACCGCCUGAUACUAGCCUAUGAGAAACUAGGAUGCCAAAAACAGACAAACGGCUUUGGAAAUGAUGUGAUUGCUGUGGUGGAGGCCGACGCUCUUGAAGUCAUAAACAACAAACAGGACUUCAUCCGUGAUGCCAAAUACAGCACCUUAAUGGAUAAUAUAUCAAAAAAACUGAGAGAUUAUUGGAACGUGAAAAAAGGCAAUGCUGUCGACAUGGAGGAUACGCUGAAAAACAAUGAUGAGCCCUUUGGCAAUUGGGUCCAGUGUGAUAACUGCAAUAAAUGGCGGCGCCUGCGCAAUGGAGUACAAGCAGAAGAUCUCCCCUUAAAAUGGUAUUGUCGCAAUAAUGAAGACCCCCAAUACAAUCGUUGUGACAUAGAGGAGGAAGAAGAGACCGAAGAUGUCGAGGAAGAAAAAAGACGAAAGUACAGGAAAAUGAAGAUGAACCAACAACGAUUACAACGGGAGAAGUCAGGAACGCAAUCAAGGCAAUCAUUAGUGAACAACCUUAACAGAAGUCAAACAGUAAAUGAAAGUAUGGAUCAACCGGAGAACAUCCUUGCUUUAACAGGAGAGCCUUUAAGAUUACAAAUCAAGCAAAUAUUGGUGAAUAACGAUAACAGAAGUCAAACAGUUAAUAAAAGAAUGCCUCCACCGGAAAACAAACCAGAAUCAAACGAAGGAGAGACUUUAAGAGCACACAUCCAACAGUCAUUGGCGAACAAUCCUAGAAGUCAAAACGUCAAUGAAAGUAUGGAUCAAGCGGAGUCAUUCCCUGAAUCAGCAGGACAGACACCACGAAUAGAACAGCAACCAUUGAAGGGCUUUAGCAGAAAACGGAAUGCCAUUGACAAAACCUUUGGAUCAGUUAAAACUGAGGACGUAAUGGACUUUUCUUCAGCAGUGACAGCAUCUCCAAGGAAGAUGAACCAACAACGAUUACAACGGGAGCUUUUAAGAGCACAAAUCCAACAGCCAUUGGCAAACAAUCCUAGAAGAAGCCAAAACGUCAAUGAAAGUAUGGAUCAACCGGAGUCAUUCCUUGAAUCAGCAGGACAGACACCAAGAAUAGAACAACAGCAACCAUUGAAAGGCUUUAGCAGAAAACGGAAUGCCAUUGACAAAGCCUUUGGAUCAGUUAAAACAGAGGACGUAAAGGACUUUUCUACAGCAGUGACAGCAUCUCCAAGCUCUUGCCGUAAUGAAGCUAGUAGGAAGGACACACCAGCUAAACGACCGAAGCCAUCUAAUGUAGGCAUAAAUCAAAUUACGCCUACGAUGUACCCAAUUCCGCAGGAGGAUGAACAAGUAAUGAUGUUGCGUAACUUUUGCGAUGCUGAAACACAAACAAAGGAAAUGAUCCGAAUGUGCAAUAAAGAGUGUAUGAAGAUUGACGAGGAAUUGCAUGGGAAAAUAGAGAGAGAGAAGAAGAAAACAGUGGACAUGGAAAAAAAGGUGACGGAGGCCAUGCAAAAAGUGGAUGAAACUAAUGGAAAGUUAGAAGAGGCCAAUAUAAAGGUAGAAAAGGCUGAACGAAAGAUAGAAGAGUCUUAUAAAGAGAAAGAACAGGCUAAUAAAGAGAAAGAACAGGCUAAUAGAAAGUUAGCAGAGGCUAAUAGAAAGUUGGAAGGUGCCAAUAGAAAGGUAGAAGAGGCUGGUAAAAAAAUAGAGGAAUCGUUGAGAGGAGCAGAAAUUAGCCAGAAAAAGGUAGCUAUGGCAGGAAGACAACUUCAGGAGGCAGCACGAAAGGUAACAGAUGCAGGAAUCAGAGCAGAUUCAUUUGAAUCACGAUUGAGAGAAUUUCGGAGGAAUGUGUAUACAUUUCUGCAGGGAAAUGCCACGGGUGAUAUUGGCACAGAGGACGCAGUGGAAGAUUUAAUCUUGGCAAUUAUUACUGAUGGUCAGCGAUAGCUGUUUUCUAAACAAUUGAUGUUGUGUAUGGCGUUGGGUCAUUGCUUCUGAUCAAACAGUGAAGAAUAUUUUACAUAAAUGUUAUUUUAUGUUUAUAAUAUAUACUAAGCAAGUUUUGGUGUAAAGCUUCGAGUAUAUUGACAUGUAGUCGUAUAUUUUGUGAACAAAGAAUGAAUCAGGAUAUAUAAUAUUUCAAAAUCAACUCGAACGAUUACGUCUAAGAUCAGUGUUACACUCCUGUUUGACCUUUGCUGUCAGUUUAUGCCGGCAUACUAUAAGAGCGCUCGACAAUGUAGGCUAUUAUGGUGAAAAAUACACUAAAAGUUCAUUGGAUAAAAAUGAAGAUGAAAUAGAAUAAGAGAAAGUGUUCCAAACAAUAGUAUAUUGAACAUUUAUGAGUUUUUGCUCACUUAUUGGGAAUAAACUAAAGUUUUAAAUUACCACUGACAAAGUACGGUUUAGCGGAAUAAUAUUAUACAUUGUUCUUUUACUUUCGAUUCUUCUUCCAACUAUAUGAAUACAAACAUUCUGACAUUCCUCGGACAAGAUGUCUCUUUACCGAAUAUGUCAGCGUUAAUGAAAUGGACAAUAUAAACAGUAAAAGGUGGAAUAAGCGGAUUAAUCAGUUACCCGACUAAUUAUUUAACGAAACUAAUGGCUACUUCGCUGUUAAAGUUCCCGGACGUAGCCUACAUCACCACAACACAAGUACCCUUAUCAUUGGAAAAUAAGAUGGCUAUGAACCUUAAUUGACAUGACUAAACGUGUAUAUAUAGCAAAGGUUGAAAUGUACGUUGAUUUGUUAAAAAGAUUUUUCUCAUUUGCAUUAUUUAAAAAAGAACUCAAUUCUUAUCGCAAUUCAACAAAAGCUGUAAUUAACAAACGCGCAAAACUCAGAAAUGACAUCUGAUGUAAAUUCGGUAACAUAAGAGAACUUUACUUUACGUUAUUUCAAUACGUGCCUCCUGAAUAAUCUUCUGUCUGAUGGGUGAUGUUCGUGUUAAAAACCAUCAUGAAGCUUCUGUGAAAUAUUUCUAAGGUUUUUGAUAGUAACUAUGUCUAGAUAAAAGCAAAUUUACGACUUAAACUAUUAUUAAAAUCAUUGUAUUUUUCUCCAAAGAGCAUUUCGUUUCCAGAAAAGCUCCCAAUCUUUGUAAACUAUUAAUUUAUCUUGAGAUUGAAUGAUGACAAGUUUGAAAAUAUACUCAUACAAUGUAUCUGUAUGCUACACAACUCAUUUUUCGAAGGUCAAUCAUUAUUUUGUUGUAAUUCCAUAUAAUUUUACACCACUGCAGAGAUCAUUUCUUUUCAACAUUUUUUUUAAAAUUCAAAAUGGCAUUUUAAAAAGACAUACAGCAGGUAAUGCCUAUAUCAGUUAUCUCCUGUAGAAGCAGCAGGGUUGCAUUUGUAUGAUUAACAGAUUUGAAUGCUCAAGUGAUGGUAUAGGGGAGAUAACUCCAAUGUUUUUAGCUGUUACAGGUCAGUCUGUGCUGAAUCUUUACCUCAUCAGGGUAAUAGACCAUAUAUUGUCCAUCAUCAUUCACUAUAGGUAAUCCCUAGGAUUUCAAGAUCCACACAAAGUGACCUGUGGUUAAUGAAAUAUUAAAUUGAUAGACAAUUAACUAUGUAUCUGUAGGGUAUAUUCGCACUGCGAACUGUGUUAUAUUAAAACACAUUAUACAAUUAUAUCUUAGCUAAUUAAUUCUUGAUAUUUUGUUUCAUGCACUUGUCCAUGUUGAGGUAUGGGGUGAGCAUACU